UGGUAGAGGACACGCCCCCAAGGGGCCUCCGUCCAGCGAAUCGCCCAACUUUGUACUUUGAAGUUUGACCCGAGGAAAUACCCUGGAAUUCCCUUCGUCUGCUUAAAGAUCAAAGACAAUCACAGCUAUGAGUGAAAGUUCAACAGGCGAAGAUUCCGAUGGAGGGUUAGGAGAAAAUGGCACCCACAGUUUAACAGAUUCACCUGAUUUAAGCGUGCCAUGUUUAACAACAGUUCAAGGUUUACCGUCAACAAGUCCAACCAAUUCAACUGGUCAGGGUGUCAGUCAGUUCUGUGCCAUCUGUGGAGAUCGUGCAACAGGAAAACAUUAUGGCGCCUCCAGCUGUGAUGGGUGUAAAGGUUUCUUCAGAAGAUCGGUACGAAAGAGUCACAUCUACACCUGCCGAUUCAAUCGUAACUGUAUCGUUGAUAAAGAUAAAAGAAAUCAGUGUCGAUAUUGUCGGUUACGGAAAUGUUUCAGGGCCGGGAUGAAAAAAGAAGCUGUACAGAAUGAGCGAGAUAGAAUAAGUGUUAGACGAACAAGCUAUGAAGAUAUGACAUCUACCGGAGCAUUGGCCUGCAGUACUUUAUUAAACGCGGAAAUGUUGUCUCGUCAGAUAUCAGCACCAAUAACAUAUCAUGAUUUAUCAGCACGGAAGAUAGCUCAGGCAAAUGAUGUUUGUGAAUCUAUGAAACAACAGUUACUGAUACUAGUAGAAUGGGCUAAAUAUAUACCAAGUUUCUGUGAACUACCACUCGAUGAUCAGGUGGCGUUAUUACGAGCUCACGCAGGUGAACAUCUGGUGCUGGGCGUGGCUAAAAGGUCCCUUGAAGUUAAUGAAGUUCUGUUAUUAGGUAACGAUGCUGUGAUACCACGAACAGCUGCAGAUAUGGAUAUUGGGCGUAUAGCAGGUAGAAUAUUAGAUGAAUUAGUUCAACCAUUACGAGAGAUACAGAUAGAUGAUACAGAAUUCGCCUGCAUUAAAGCCAUUGUCUUCUUCGAUCCAGAUGCACGAGGAUUAAACGACAAACAAAGAAUAAAAACAUUUAGAUAUCAGGUUCAUAUGAACCUAGAGGACUAUAUUAACGAUCGACAAUACGAUUCUAGGGGCCGCUUCGGUGAAAUCCUUCUUCUACUUCCAGCCCUACAGAGUAUUACAUGGCAGAUGAUUGAACAAAUUCAAUUUGCCAAAUUAUUCGGAAUGGCCAAAAUCGAUAACCUACUUCAAGAAAUGUUAUUAGGGGGGGCCAACAGCAGUGAAAAUAACUCACAAGUUCAAUCUCAAGACGCGAUGUCCAAUCCCAUGUUGUCAACAAGUGCCUUCCCAGAUGCCCUUGGUACUGUCACAUCUCAAGGUGAACUGUUACAGAACACAGAGGCGCUACAUUUAAACACAAACCAUCCAGGAACGGCUAGUCCCAUUGGACACAGUCCUACCAUGGACCCACAGAUGCAUGCAUGCUUAAUUCAGUCUCAUUCUCAAACUCCGCCUCCGGUUGUCCUUAGCAACAAAAACAACGAACCAAUCGCCUUGAAUAUGACAAAUGAGAGUCAUCACAUUCCAAAUGGCCAUCAUGGAACGAGUAACUGUUCUCCGCGAAUUUCACCAGUCCCUGAAUCUUACAAGAUGUCUCAACAGCAGACAACAUCCUCUCGAACCACACAUUUCAAACAGGAAGUGUCCUAAUAUAGGCAUAAUUUGUUGUUAAUUUUUUGUUGUUAUAUGAAUCACUUCUGGGAUUAUUGAUAAGAGGUACGGAAACUACGGAAGGACAACUUGCCUGCGAUAUCAUCUUCCUUGGAAGCAGCUUUUAGGCCCCAUGAGCGAACGAAACAGAAGGGAAACAAAAUUUGUUAAUCAUGUGAAUUGCCCAAAUUAAAUAAGAAAAAAGUAAGAACACCUUGUCUCAUGUAGGACACCAACAACUACUCAUAACUACAUGGUAUCAGGUGUUCUAGAAAGCUCAAGCAUACCCUGCCUGUUGUAUGACACACACCACUACUCAUAACUAAAUGAGAAGUGUAUUAGGUGUUCUAGAAAGAUAGUAAACAUACCCUGCCUGAAGCACAGAUAGAAAAUACAGGCGUAUAUACAUAAUCGUUAGCUCCAUAACAUGUGAAGCAUUACAUGGAAGGGACUCGAUCGUCAGUUCGUAACAAUAGAAUUACAAUUGAAUUACACAGAAUUGAGUCCUGAAACUGUUCUGCUUGAGCAAAAUCAAAUGUUUCAGCUGUGGCGAUUGGUCGUUAUGAGCAGAAUCAAAAGUUUCAGCUGUGGUGAUUGGUCGAGUAUCAUAUUCAGUUGAUGCAUGCCUUGUUGCCUGAAAUUCUCAUUUAACACCUUCUAAUCGAAGACAGAAGUCUCGAUAAAGUGCCGUACCUUUUUGAUUUUAAUCCCAGAGGCAGUUUUGUUGAUAGAAUUGAGAAAUAUAAUGAAAUGUUUAUGUGCUUUUUUGUAGUUUUUUUUUGAUAUUGUAUAUACAUACAUAUUACAGUGUUCCCUAGGGAACUGGUAUUAUUUGUUUUAAUGUGUUGUUAUAUAAUUGUAAUUAUUAUAAAAUAGAAAUAGUUUGUAAUUAUUUCUCUAAAAUAUUACGGAGCUUUCAUUUUAACCAGAAUUAAACGGACAUGUGUUGCUACAGGAGUUUUAUGUCUGGUUUUACUAAACCAGUUCAGACGGUUUUAAGCUUUAUUAAAAUUGCUCUUUCUUAUCGUUGUUAUAAUUCAAUAUGGCUCUUGAUUCGAGAGACAGUUGGACAAAAAAAUUUAAUAUAUUUAGUUUGGUUUUCAAUUUUUAUUUAAUAUUCUUGUAAUUAAUGUUUUAAUUAAUUUUAAUUAAUUUACUAAUUCAAAGGAACUAAGUUGUCAAAUACAGAAAAGUAUGAAUUUGGUGUCAUGGUGGUUUUAAGUUAUUAUUUAAUCACUUACAUGCAGGCCAGUAUUAACUCUUUAAGAUCUGGUAUGUGUAGAUAUUGACUACACCAGUUCCCGAAAAAAUUAAAAUAAAACAGAGAAAAUAAACCACCCUUCUCACACUGCCUGAGUCAUGGAACAAGUAAGCUUUCCUUAAAUAGUUCACAGCUGUUUAUGUGUCUUUGGUUGGUUUGAUGUCGUCUAGGGACCCAUAGUUUAAAGUUACAAAAGGCUUUAAUCUCAUCCCGCAUGAGAUACAUACCACUAAUUUGAUAAUUGAAUUUUAGAGUUACCUCCCUUUGAAACUAAAUAUCCUUAUUUUGUGUCAAUUAAUUUGCUUUAGUUAAUUUAUUUUGAAUAUUUUUAUUCUCAUAAUAUAUAUUAUAUCACUAUAAGAAGAGUCAGUUGUUCAAUUCUGAAUAAAAAUAUUGUUUAUAAUAUUGAAAUAUAUCUUGAAAUGGCAUUAAUUAAUAUAUAGAUAUUUUUGUGUUAUUACCUUACUGCCUCUGUUGUUUCACGAAAUUUUAACUAAGAUAAAAUCCAAAUUUUAGUAAUUUGGUUGGAUAAUAUUAGAUUGAUUUUAGUUCUUAGCCAAUCAAAAUUGAAGUAUCUACUAAAAUUUGGAUGUUAUCUUUUAGUUAAGAUUUCGAGAAACCGGGCCCUGUUCAUAUUAUAUAAGUAGUAGAUAGCAGCCACUUCCAAGUUGUUAUUCAUAUUAAAAAAACCAAGGGCGGAGGCAGGAGGUUUUAUUUUGAAUAACAAGUGGGGAAAUAGUUUGCUAUCUGACCUGUGGUUUCGAUUCCUCGGUUUGUACGUGACAAGGAGUAGGGUCGCCUGUCCAACCUCGUGGGUUUUCUCCGGUUCCUCCGGUUUCCCCCCACUGCUAAAGACCUCUAUGCGCAAGCGAAUUAUGGAAAUAAAAUUGAACCAUAUGUUAGUCGCAAAAUGACCUAUUUUGUGUCGAGUCGAGUGGACGGUAAACCCUAUUACUCUCUCUCUCUCUUCUAUUUGACUUGACCAGUAUCAACCGCUGCUUAUCUUGUACACCAGAGAUUCAAAAAGUGGUUAUUGUAGGUCAACAUUAUCGCAAUAUCAACCCCUAAUGACUUGAUCUUGGGUUAAUCCCGAGAAUACCACCUUUUAAAAUAAUCAAUAGUUGCUGUGAUUGGAGAUAUAGUCUGGAGGUGUGUAAUUAAAAGUAACAUUUAUACUGAAUGUUUGAUGGGGACUUAUUAAAACUGUUCUAGUAAUUAAAGAUACAUUAUGUAAAAUUUAGAUAAAGAGCUGACCAUUCUUGCUAUAAUAGUUUGAAAAAAGAUAAUGUCUUCCUCCUCCAUUUUUAAAUUAAAUCAAAAUAUGGCUGAACCAUUCUAAUCUAUUUAAUAUCGGAGAAAUCCGAUGCGAUUGAGGGUUGAUUAUGGUCUGUAUCAGUUAAUAAAUGUCUAAUUAAUAAUUUAGAAAAACAUUUCAGGCCUAAAGAAAAACCUGCAAUAGGCAUAUUUAGCUCUUGCAUAAUCUAUGUUUAAGACCAAAGAAAAAAUAUGUUGGUCAUCUUUUUUGCCCAACUUUCAGGGCGGGCGGGCGGGAGAGAGGGAAGUGAUUACUUUUGUAAAAGUAAGAUCAUAAAUUUUUAUAAAUUAUGUCAAUCACUUAAUGAAAAGAAAAAGCUUGUGCUUUAGAUGCUAAGGUCUAUCAUUGGUUUCGAAUCCCCGGUUGUACGUGGCAAGGAGUAGGGUCGCCUGUCCAACCUCGUGGGUUUUCUCCGGUCCUCCCACUGCUAAAGACCCCUACGCGCAAGCGAAUUAUGUAAAUAAUACGCUUGCACUUAAAUAAUUAUGUAAAUAACAUAACCAUAUGUUAGUCCCGAAAUGACCUAGUUUGUGUCGAGUGGACGUUAAACCCCAUUUCUCUCUCUCUCUCUGUCAUUGAGUCAACUGGCAUGGUUUCGAAUCCCUGGUUGUAUGUGACAAGGAGUAGGGUCGUCUGUCCAACUUUGUGUGUUUUCUGCGGGUCUUCCUGUUUCCUCCCACUGCUAAAGACCCCUACGCGCAAGCGAAUUAUUGAAAUAAAAUUAAACCAUAUGUUACUCCCGAAAUGAACUAGUUUGUGUCAGUGGACGUUGAACCCUAUUCCUCUCUCUCUUUCUCUCUCUCUCUCUCCCACUGCCAAAGACACCUAUGCUCAAUCGAUUUAUUGAAAUAAACUAUGUUUUAUGUUUGUUCCUGCAUAUUCUGGGGGCAUUUUGGUCAAAUUUUUAGGAAAAUAUAAAUAAACCUUUAUAUAACAACUUUAGUUGGACUUGGACGAUCACCAAUUGUUUUUAUACGCCCACAUUGAAAUGGGGUUGUAUAUUGUCAUCGCCCCCGUCCGUCGGUCUGUCCGGCGUCCACACAAUUGCUUUUGGACGCUCUAGUUUGUUUAUGUGCAUUCAUUAAACCCUGAAAUUAGCUUUAAUAUAAAUCAUAAUGUGUAUAAUGGCCGUCACGAUGAGUUCUUGUAGCUAAAUUAUAUUUGCAGCACAAAGUUCAUCAAAAUAAUUCAGGCCAGUUUUGCUCAGCACCGUCAGUCUUCAUGAAUUGUGUAUGCCUGUGCAGUAGCAUUUGUAAUUAUACACUGUCAAAUUAUAAUGACUCUUUGUUGGUUUCUAUAUAUACAUAUUAUGUUGUUUAUAUUGUGUUCUAUGCAUCAAUGGCAUAUAAUUAUACUGUGCUCAAGACAGAAUUAUGGCAGAGUCACAUAUUUCCAGACAUAGAUUUAAACACCACGGAGGACGGGCAUUGGGGAUAACUCUUAACACUCUCUCUGACAUUUCAAGACCUAUAUUAAGACACUGCAAAGGAUUGGGUUUUUUUGGUGUAGUGGAGGGGGGAUGGAAUUCGAACACCGUAACUGUCCAUUGCAUGUCUUUAUUUUGGCUUAUAUGAACUAUUAUUUAGGGAUUUAUUAACAUGACAAGCCAAUAAUCAACUCUCUCUAGACCAUCACAGAGAUUUAAAUUGAUUAGGAAGUCUGCAAGAUUUUAGAAAUUUAUCGAUAAAAUGGACAAAUGAGACUAAGCUAUUUGAAGAGCCCCGGGGAAUAACGAUUUAAGUCACUUUUUCAAGGAACCCCACAAUCUACUUCAGGUAAAAACGAUCAGAGUCACAUCAAACCAAGGCUAUUCUGAAAUGGCCUCCCAGACAAAUAUGUUCAUCGUACCCUUUAUUUUACCUUAAUUUGGCUGAAAAGUUGAAAUCAGUUGUACUGUAAUUGUGAUUCGAAUUAAACAUCAUUUUGAAGUUGUAAUUUAACCCACUCGUUGUUCUGUUCAUGUCAAGUAUUCUUGUCCAAAAGUCUGUUUUGCCUUUAUGCAAAAAGACAAAAAUGUGACUUAGAUCGUUCUUCCCCUGAACUCUUAAUUUGAUAAAAAGGUUUCACUCCUUGAAGUCAUCAUGCUCGCCAUCGUUGAAAGGAAAUGUAUUAUUCUUUGAAAACUGUUUUUACUCAAGAAAUGUUUUUGUUGAAACUGUACCUGUUGUGCCUCCAAGAUUUAAUUAAUUCUGGAAGAUUCAAGACUCUUUUAUAUGUCCAUUGUAAUUGGUUUGAUUUUUUGAGAAAGUGCAAUUUAAACCAAUCAGAAUUGUUUUUGCAUAAGCAAUAGUGAAAUAUAAGUAAAUAGUAUAUAUUUUUUAUAAUAUUGAAAAAUAGAAUAUUAUCAGAGUUCUGUAAAUAUCGUGCUAAUUAAAAUUAGAUCAUUAUUUCUAA
This is a messenger RNA of Patella vulgata (common limpet), 6657 nucleotides long. RefSeq names its product hepatocyte nuclear factor 4-gamma. Gene Ontology annotation, cellular component: nucleus. The transcript is spliced from 8 exons. The record is from RefSeq and is a predicted model, not a curated record. The coding region runs from base 128 to 1687 and encodes 519 amino acids. Lineage: Eukaryota; Metazoa; Mollusca; Gastropoda; Patellidae. Gene Ontology annotation, molecular function: nuclear steroid receptor activity; nuclear receptor activity; zinc ion binding. Gene Ontology annotation, biological process: cell differentiation; regulation of transcription by RNA polymerase II; anatomical structure development.